This is a messenger RNA of Gloeophyllum trabeum ATCC 11539, 1529 nucleotides long. Its product is annotated as Septin. Gene Ontology annotation, cellular component: septin complex; septin ring; microtubule cytoskeleton. Lineage: Eukaryota; Fungi; Basidiomycota; Agaricomycetes; Gloeophyllales; Gloeophyllaceae. Gene Ontology annotation, molecular function: molecular adaptor activity; GTP binding; GTPase activity. The record is from RefSeq and is a predicted model, not a curated record. The coding region runs from base 107 to 1264 and encodes 385 amino acids. Gene Ontology annotation, biological process: cytoskeleton-dependent cytokinesis. The transcript is spliced from 6 exons.
GUCGACGGUAAUUUCGCGUUCGCUGGCUCGGUUGACGACCACCACCCUCCCCUCUUCCUUCCACCUCUCCUUUCCUUCUACAUCCUUUGAUUUCUGAGCUGCAGACAUGGCCGCAGUUGCGCCCCCACCUUCCGACGGCAUUGGCAUCGCCAACCUGCCGAAUCAGAGACACAAGAUCGUUGCGAAACGCGGGGCGCACUUUACCAUCAUGGUAGUCGGUGAAUCCGGGCUCGGCAAGACGACGCUCAUCAACACGCUCUUCUCGACGGAGCUCUCCCCGCCGAAGCAGUACAACAGGCGGCACCAGAAGCAGCUCGACAAGCUCACCGAGGUCGAGAUCAUCAAGGCCGAGCUCGAGGAGAAGCAGUUCAAGGUGAAGCUGACUGUCAUCGACACGCCCGGCUUCGGCGACUACGUGAACAACCGCGACAGCUGGGCGCCGAUCGUGGACUUCAUCGACGACCAGCACGAGGCGUAUAUGCGCCAGGAGCAGCAGCCCCAGCGGAAGGAGAAGACGGACUUAAGGGUGCAUGCGUGCUUGUACUUCGUCAGGCCGACCGGGCAUACCUUAAAGCCCCUUGAUAUUGAGAUCAUGAAGCGCCUUGGGACGCGCGUGAACUUGAUCCCUGUCAUCGCCAAGGCGGACACGCUCACGCAGAACGACCUCAUGACGUUCAAGCAGCGCAUUCGGGAAGUUAUUGCGGCUCAGGGGAUCAGGAUCUACCAGCCGUCCAUUGACAGCGACGACGAUGCGUCGGCGCAGCAUGCCCGUAUGCUCAUCGAUGCUAUGCCGUUCUCGAUUAUUGGCUCCACUGAGGACGUCAAGACAGCCGACGGGCGCGUCGUCAAGGGCCGCGAAUAUCUCUGGGGUGUAGCCGAAGUUGAGAAUGAGGACCAUUGCGAUUUCAAGAAGCUGCGCUCGCUGGUGAUCCGCAACUACAUGCUGGACCUGAUCCACACGACGGAGGAGGUGCACUACGAGAACUACCGGCAGCAGCAGAUGGAGACGCGCAAGUUCGGGGAGCCGAAGCCGCGCAAGCUGGACAACCCGAAGUUCAAGGAGGAGGAGGAGAUGCUGCGGAAGCGGUUCACGGAGCAGGUGAAGGCGGAGGAAGCGCGGUUCCGGCAGUGGGAGCAGCACCUCGUCGCGGAGCGCGACCGGCUCAACAAGGACCUGGAGAUGGCGCACAGCGCGAUCAAGGCGCUCGAGGCCGAGUUGGACGCGCUGCAGGUGAACUAUGGGCGCAGCACCACGCGGAGAUAGAGGGCGGACGGACUGGUUUGGCUUUUUGGUGGUUUUGGGACUGGGUCGACGCGACUUGGUUCGACCCGCUUGUUUUUUUGAAAAGGCUGUUAUCCCGGAGAGUGCGUAUACCCGAUAAUGCAAGCCCGCCGCUCGUUUGUGUCGUAUCUACUUUACAUAGCUGUUACUAGCAGUGACUACAGUACCCUCCUUGACUUGUCCGUGACUGUUGCGGACUGUCCGGCCUGCCCGCGCCGGUCGCCGAAUCCAUGCCCCACUUUCGUCA